AUGGAUCACGAGGAGCAUGUACUUAAUUUAUCCGACGUCGUCCACGACGACCCUAUCGACGAAGAGAGCCCCCACGACGUGCAUGCUACAGAUCCCCAUCAUGAAUCAAGGCCCUCACAUUUUGACCCAUCUUCAAGCAUGAUGUCCCCGCUACACGAUAACUACACCGUAUCCGAACACUCUAAUCAUCUGGGCACCGCAGAUUCGUAUUCUGUCGAAAUGCUCGAGCGUGAAAUCGCUACUCUGCUUAAUCAGAAUGCCUCCGCAGCAUCGGCUGCUUUGCUCAGCGCUGCUGCCCAGCAGCGGCAGGCUAACAUUGAUCUUGGGAGAGAUGACGAUGACGGCCUGGACACCAAUACAGAAAAUAUCGCUGGAAUAAAUCUAGGACUAUCCGGGCUUGCUGCUGUUCUGCAAGCUGUCCAUGCUCAGGCGCGGCCCGACGACCAACGUGAUUCACACCAACAACAAGAACAGAAGACAACAAGAACCGCUCCAGCUUUUCAUUCUCUAACAGCUGGUGAGACAUCAGACCAUCAUUCCAGCCAAAGACGAAGGGUGGAUGGGAAAAGUGGAUCCGAGGGCUCAGAUUACUUGUUCUCAGAACGAGAGGACGCCAGCGAGAGAGAAGAUUUUGCAAACCCGGAGGGAGCGAUGCGGCAUUCCCCAUCCCCGCAUCAUCCAGCUGAGGAUGUCCCAAUUCCCUCAAACGAACUUCAGUCUGUCGGGGGCUUCCCAGAAUUAAACGACAUUUUGAACCCAUUUCCUCAUUUUGAACAUGAUCCUACACAUAAUGCCCAUGAUUUAUCACCGCCCGGAUCGCCCCCCGUUAUUUCGCAUGCUCAGGUAGUAGAACAGGAGCUCGGUGCAGGUCCUGUCCCUUCAAUACCCAUAUCAGCACCGCCAAACCGUGCGAGCACCCAGCAACCUGUUGCAUCAACAUCCUUUUCUUCUCAACCAGAAACCGGGGCGAAGCGUGCUCGAAAACCCCAGGGGAGGGAACGAGGCUCUAACACCCAUACCUGUGAAGAAGAGCACUGUCAAAAGUCAUUUACACGUCGAAGUGAUCUGGCCCGUCAUCGUCGAAUACACACUGGGGAACGGCCAUUUCGUUCUGCCUUGCACGUCCAUUCACGUGUGCACACGGGCGAGAAACCACAUUGUUGUGAAUAUCCAGGAUGCGGCAAGACAUUUGGGGAUUCAAGUAGUCUAGCUCGUCACAGACGGACACAUACAGGGAAGCGACCGUAUAAAUGCGAAGAUCCAAGUUGCGAGAAAACCUUUACUCGCAGAACAACACUGACGACUCAUAUGCGAACCCACGAUCCGAACUGGGAACCAGACCCAAAUGUUAAAUACAACUUCAAAGGAAAGAAGCGAAAGAUUAUGGACGACGACGAUGAUGACCAAGAGCUAGCCGAGUCGGUUAGAACUAUUUCGGCUUUGUUCCAGACCGGUGGAAACUCGAUUUUGCCCUCCCGAGAUGUUCAGACGGAUGAACCAUUAGCUGCACGGGUCGCAAGUAUCAGCGCUGAAAUUGCCGCUGCUAUCGCACAGGCUCAGUCGCGCGGGUAUGACGAUGAAGAGGACGAAGAGGGAGAAGAAUCGGGCUCUGGACAAGAAAUGGGGGGCAUGGAGACCAUUGGACCCAACACGAGUGGGAUCAGAGGUGUCAACGGAGAAGAUGGCGUGGAAAAUGACGAUAUCUCAGGGCGCGGUGAAGACGAUGAAGACAGCGACGCGUUUCCUGCGCCGUUGAGAGGUAGAAAAACCGUGGCGUCUGGGAGUAACAAGAGGAAGCGGUGA
Messenger RNA from Psilocybe cubensis, 1803 nucleotides. RefSeq lists its product as uncharacterized. Lineage: Eukaryota; Fungi; Basidiomycota; Agaricomycetes; Agaricales; Agrocybaceae. The record is from RefSeq and is a predicted model, not a curated record. The coding region runs from base 1 to 1803 and encodes 600 amino acids. Gene Ontology annotation, biological process: regulation of transcription by RNA polymerase II. Gene Ontology annotation, cellular component: PcG protein complex; transcription regulator complex. The transcript is spliced from 3 exons. Gene Ontology annotation, molecular function: DNA-binding transcription factor activity, RNA polymerase II-specific; RNA polymerase II cis-regulatory region sequence-specific DNA binding.